AUGCAGCAAGCCCCUUCUGCGCCACUAUUUCCCAUCUUCCCCUCCACCGCUGCACUCCCCUCGCCGCCUCCCGUCCCCUCGCUCUUCCCCUCUGCCGCUGCACUCUUCCCCUCUGCGGCUGCUGCCAUCUGCGCCGCACCACCGCCACUGCCGCCCUCAGCCGGCGCGCUGGUCCCUGCAGCUGCUGGGGGUGGUGCGGCGCUGCCCUCAUUCAGCUCCUACCCACAGGAGCUGGUGCCCAAGCCGGCCCCGCCGCCGCCGGUGGUGCCUGUCGCCGCCUCGGCUCGAGCCUCCUCCUCUUCUUCCGACGACUCUGACGCUGACGACCGCAGUCGAAGGAAGAGAAAGAAGCGAGGCAGCGAUAGGGAAGGAGACAAGGAAAAGGACAGGAGGAAGAGGAGCGAUGAGAAGAAGAAAAAGCAGAAGCGGAAGAGAGAAGAAAGAGAGAAGGAGAAGGAGAAGCGCAGGAGGAGGGACGGCAGAGGGCGACGGCGCAGGGAUGAAGAAGAAGACGAAGAGGCGCGCAAGCGGACAAAGGAGGAGCGGGAGAAGGAGCUCCAGAUCGAGCGCAGGCUGAUGCGCGAAGACGUGCGAAAGCCGGCCGCACUCUGGCUCACCGAGCCUGUGGAGUACGCACACAACCGCACGACACACGAACCACCGCACACGCACCACCGCACACGCCACCACAUUCGCUAA
Molecule: messenger RNA, 699 nt
Organism: Acanthamoeba castellanii str. Neff
Lineage: Eukaryota; Discosea; Longamoebia; Acanthamoebidae
Exons: 2
Coding region: 1-699 (232 amino acids)
Source: RefSeq, a predicted model, not a curated record